This is a messenger RNA of Vicia villosa (hairy vetch), 855 nucleotides long. RefSeq lists its product as uncharacterized. The coding region runs from base 1 to 855 and encodes 284 amino acids. The transcript has a single exon. The record is from RefSeq and is a predicted model, not a curated record. Gene Ontology annotation, molecular function: RNA binding. NCBI's taxonomy places the organism in Eukaryota, Viridiplantae, Streptophyta, Magnoliopsida, Fabales, Fabaceae.
AUGUCCGGUGACGAUGUCGAUACUGAAGGGGUUUGGAAUUCUGUGAGGAAGAAACAUUUCAAAGCAUGGAUCCCUAGGUGGGACGUGUUCUCGGUGGGCAAGAUGAAGGAGGUGAAGAGGUUAGAAUCGAUUUACGUUUCACAUUUUCCUGACAGAUGUAAGGCGAGGGAUUUGUUUCAGGUGUUUGGGUGUAUUGGAGAAAUCUUUGAGGUUGCAAUUUCGCCCAGGAGGAACAAGGUGGGAAAACGCUUCGGCUUUGCGAGAUUUGUUGAUGUUGCAGAUGCACGUUUACUGGCGAUGAAGGUUGAUAAUGUGUCCUUUGAUGGGGUUAAGAUACACGCUAACGUACCCAGAUUCUCGAGAAAAGCUGCUGAGGGUUAUCCGCAUAGAGUGUUGAAGAAGGAUGGCGCUCUUCCUAGCUUUAAGGGAGGGAGGUUUUAUGAAGGUCAGGGGGCGAAUUCUGUGAUUGAUGCGUCGAGGAGAAAACCACGUUCUUUCGUUGAUGUGGUGGCUGACAGGUUUGAGGGUGGGGAUAAUUUAGUGAUUAAGAAAUCUCCUUUGAUUUACUCUUCGAUGGAGGAAGACAGAGUUAGAUUAUCAAAAGCUUUGGUCGGGACGCUUCGGAUCCCAGGGUCGGGAAUGGGGAUUCAAUUACAGGUGGAGAGAGCGGGCUUCUUUGCUAUCAAGGUGAUUCCACUUGGUGCAACCAAGUGUCUUUUGGAGGAGAUUGAGGAAGGUUCUUUGGUGGAUUUUACGAAGGAAGGUGAGACAUGGUGGCAGGAUUGGUUCUCCGAGGUUUCCGAAUGGAAAAUUGAUUUGGUUGACCCGUUUAGAACGGUGUGGCUUCACUUUUGA